AUGCAACCCAUCUCGACUGCGCACAUCAAGAAGGUACUCCGUAAGGAGCAGCUGCUCCGCCUGCGGAGGUGGGCCAAGUCGGAGCCAGCGCAGGUGGCUUCUGCGUCGCAACAGAUUUGUGAUCAUGUCUACGAAUAUAUUCUCGCACGCUACCGGCCUGGUGCGACCGCCGCCGUUCGCGGAGCGUCGUCGUCGUCGUUGGGGGCGGCAGAGCGCCAGGAUGCAUCGCUGCCCGCUCCACUUUCUCCACCUCCGCUGCUCAUCCUGGCGUAUCUGCCGCUUUACUUCGAAGUGGAUCCUGUGCCGCUCAUGCAGCGUCUAUGGCCAAUCGCGCAUGAGCAGAACAUUCACAUCUUGACCCCUGUCGUGAUCCCAGGGGCGAUGACUGCUUUGUCGACGGCCGGGGCAGCGGCUGGGCCUGCUGUGGGGCUGACACCACAACCAGGGUCAUCACCAGCUAUGUGUGACCCCUUGCCGCCGCAACACCCCGCGCCGCACACUCUCAAGAGUGCGAUGAUCUUCGUCGAGGUGUUGGAUGAACGUGACCUGAACACAGCCUUUACCCCACAAGGUGCAUACAACAUCCGUGAGUUUAACGCCUCUCUCUUGGAGCCCUGGCUGCUCGGGCCUUCACGUGCGUCCACUAUCGGCGUGCCACCCCCUCUGCAUUCGCCGUCCACCGUGGAAGGAGUCAAGGGCGAUGACGAGGACGACUACGCCAUGCUCGCCAGCUGCCGUGGCCGUCAUCGUCACAUGGUUCUCUGCGAUGCAUACGCACGUUUGUUCCCAGAGUCCCACGCGGCUGGGUAUCGGCCAUCAGGCCUUCUCGAGUACAGCGACGUCAGUGAAGACCCUAGCACCCGUCUGAGCCCCGCCGCUCACGAGGGGGCCACGCACGCCUUACGCAGCCUCGACGACGUGUCUAUACUCGUACUCGCGCCUGGCGUGCUCUUUGACGUGCGGACCGGUUCCCGCCUCGGGAAAGGCGGCGGCUUCUACGACCGCUUUCUCGACUACCACGGCAGUGUGCAUCGCCGUAGGCUCCCCAUUGACUCCAUCUCAUUCCGUGUCGGAGGUCCGGAAGAGGGGGAUGCAGCACGGAGUGUGGGAGCCGCAGUGGAUGCGUCCCCUCUCGUCGCCUCCGGCGUGCCUGUCCCACAGUGGAGUGUCAUGGCCCUUGCCUUUGAUGAUCAGGUCCUGAGUUCGUCUACGGCGGGCACUUCUGCACCGGCCAUCGGUGUCUCCGGUAACUCCAUGCCGUCGCGUAUCCCUGCCGACACGCACGAUCAACCCGUGCACUUUGUCGUCUCUCCGAGCGACGGCGUAGAGCAGGUGUGGCAGUGCCGGUGA
This is a messenger RNA of Leishmania mexicana MHOM/GT/2001/U1103, 1350 nucleotides long. RefSeq lists its product as hypothetical. Gene Ontology annotation, molecular function: 5-formyltetrahydrofolate cyclo-ligase activity. Gene Ontology annotation, cellular component: mitochondrion. NCBI's taxonomy places the organism in Eukaryota, Euglenozoa, Kinetoplastea, Trypanosomatida, Trypanosomatidae. Bases 1 to 1350 code for a protein of 449 amino acids. The record is from RefSeq and is a predicted model, not a curated record. The transcript has a single exon. Gene Ontology annotation, biological process: tetrahydrofolate interconversion; folic acid-containing compound biosynthetic process.